Marmota flaviventris (yellow-bellied marmot) is the source of this 1569-nucleotide messenger RNA. It is a transcript of the gene Krt4, whose product is annotated as keratin 4. The record is from RefSeq and is a predicted model, not a curated record. Gene Ontology annotation, cellular component: keratin filament. Lineage: Eukaryota; Metazoa; Chordata; Mammalia; Rodentia; Sciuridae. Gene Ontology annotation, biological process: keratinization; intermediate filament organization. Gene Ontology annotation, molecular function: structural constituent of skin epidermis.
AUGAUCGCCAAACAGCAGUGUGUCCGGGGCGGGUCCCAGGGCUUCAGCUGUGGCUCAGCCAUUGUUGGUGGGGGCAAGAGAGUUGCCUUCAGCUCUGGCUCCGUGUCUGGAGGUGCAGGCCGCUGCUCCUCUGGGGGCUUCGGCAGCAGGAGCCUCUACAACCUUGGCGGCCACAAGAGCAUCUCUCUCAGUGUGGCCGGGUCUCGCCAAGGUGCCGGGGGCUUUGGUGCUGGUGGCUUUGGUGCUGGUGGCUUUGGUGCUGGUGGCUUUGGAAGUGGAUUUGGUUGGGGUGGUUCUGGCCUCGCUGCCUGCCCUGCUGGGGGGAUUCAGGAGGUCACCAUCAACCAGAGCUUGCUGACCCCACUCCACGUGGAGAUAGAUCCCGAGAUCCAGAAAGUGCGCACUGAGGAGCGCGAGCAGAUCAAGACCCUCAACAACAAGUUCGCUUCCUUCAUCGACAAGGUGCGGUUCUUAGAACAACAGAAUAAGGUCCUGGUGACCAAAUGGAACCUCCUGCAGCAGCAGACGACCACCACAUCCAGCAAAAACCUCGAUCCCUUCUUUGAGACGUACAUCAAUGCCCUCAGGAAGCAGCUGGAUACCUUGGUCAAUGACAAAGGGCGCCUGCAGUCGGAGCUGAAGGUCAUGCAGGACAGUGUGGAGGACUUCAAGACCAAGUAUGAAGAUGAGAUCAACAAACGCACAACGGCAGAGAAUGACUUCGUGGUCCUCAAGAAGGAUGUGGACGCUGCCUACAUGACCAAGGUGGAGCUGGAGGCCAAGGUGGACGGCCUGAAUGAUGAGAUCAACUUCCUGAGGGUCCUCUACGAUGCGGAGCUGUCCCAGAUCCAGAGCCAUGUCAGUGACACGUCUGUGGUCCUCUCCAUGGACAACAACCGCAACCUGGACCUGGACAGCAUCAUUGCCGAGGUCCGCGCCCAGUAUGAGGAGAUUGCCCAGAGGAGCAAGGCUGAGGCCGAGGCCCUGUACCAGAUCAAGGUCCAGCAGCUCCAGAACUCAGUUGAUCAACAUGGUGACAACCUGAAAAACACCAAGAACGAGAUCUCAGAGCUCAACAGGAUGAUCCAGAGGCUGCGGGCAGAGAUUGAGAACAUCAAGAAGCAGUGCCAGACUCUGCAGGCGUCUGUGGCGGACGCAGAGCAGCGUGGGGAGCUGGCGCUCAAAGAUGCCCACACCAAGCGCACAGAGCUGGAGGCUGCCCUGCAGAAGGCCAAGGAGGAGCUGGCCCGGAUGUUGCGCGAGUACCAGGAGCUCCUGAGCGUGAAGCUGGCCCUGGAUAUUGAGAUUGCCACCUACUGCAAGCUGCUGGAGGGCGAGGAGUGCAGGAUGUCUGGAGAGUGCCAGAGUGCCGUGAGCAUCUCGGUGGUCGGUGGUAGCUCCAGUAUUGGAGGCAUCAGUGGAGGAUUCGGCGGAAGCUGCUCUGGAAUUAGCCUGGGGAGUGGUUUUGGCUCCUGCUCUGGAGGUGGCUUUGGGUUUGGCGGCGGUGUCUGCGGUAGUUCCGGCAGCAAGAUCAUCUCUACCACCACCCUGGGCAAGAAACCCCGAUAA